Messenger RNA from Anarrhichthys ocellatus (wolf-eel), 3118 nucleotides. RefSeq names its product GLE1 RNA export mediator (gene gle1). Gene Ontology annotation, biological process: poly(A)+ mRNA export from nucleus. Lineage: Eukaryota; Metazoa; Chordata; Actinopteri; Perciformes; Anarhichadidae. Gene Ontology annotation, cellular component: nuclear pore; cytoplasm; nuclear pore cytoplasmic filaments. Gene Ontology annotation, molecular function: inositol hexakisphosphate binding; phospholipid binding; translation initiation factor binding. The record is from RefSeq and is a predicted model, not a curated record. The transcript is spliced from 14 exons. Bases 100 to 2409 code for a protein of 769 amino acids.
CUAUGGUUUCCCCGGUUGAGCCACUGGGUCAUAAAUUCUCAUUAAAAUACAUAUUGCACUAUUACAGUAGUUACAUCAUUUAGGUUGUAUCGCCAUGAAAUGCUAUCGAUUAAAAACAUAUAUAUAUAUAUUUUUGCCCAGCCGGAAACAUCAUGGCGGGCUGUUUCUCGUCGGAUUGUAAUUUAUGUGACCAUAUCCGGCGGCGAUUCAAAACUAAGACCGACGAUAUCCGUAGUUGUUGUUUAUCCUUCUGGCGUGAUGCCCGCUACAAAUCUAAGAUGGGAAACUUUACAGGCUUUAAAGAACUCACCGAAGGGAAACAUCACGUACGACCCGUUCUGGUCAGAGAGAGGAGAGGAUAUUUUGGCCGGCUGCAAAGAGGCCGUCAGUCUGUCGUCUCGCUCUGGGCUCAUACUGGAGCGUCUCAGCUCCUUGCCCCGCCAGAAGUCCUGCUUUCUGAGCCCCUGCUCCGGAGGCUCCAGCCCCGGCCUCUCCGGUGAGAUUUCGGCCUCGGUUUCCUUCUCGGGAUCCAUCCCCGACCUCGACGCCAACGCCAGGCACAGCGCGCUCUCUGCAGCCCCGUCUUUGAGCACCGAGCGUGAGCAGGCCGUUGGUGACGAGGUGAAGGAUGAAGAUCCAGAGGAAGACGUCGGCGAGCCUCUCAGUCCGGCUUCACUUCCUUCCAUUUCUCUGCUGUCGCCCAAAGCCAUGGAGACGGCGGGGCGCAUCAUCAAGUUUGAGGAGAAAAAACGAGAAAAGGCCAAGUUGGCGCUCAAACUGCGGCAGGAGAUGCACGAGAAGCUGGUGGCUGUGGUGGCGAGCUCCGAGUCGGAGCAGCUGAAGCGCUUCGAGGAGUUCAUGGAGCUGAAGCAGAGGCAGGAGUUCCAGAGCAUGAGGGACAUGAUGGACCGAGAAACGAAAGAGAGCAUCGGGCGUCAAGAGAAGCUGAAGGAAGAGCAGCGACACAGGAUGAAGAUCAUCAACCUGCGUCUGAGGGAGGCGGAGCAGCAGCGCCUGCGGGAGGCGGAGCUCGAGCGUCAGCGGCAGUCGGACGGCCGCGAGCGUCUGCGUAACCUGAACACCAUCCAGGAGGAGAUCCUGCAGCUCAACCAGCUGCUAGAGCCGUCCACCCGGACCAGGGCCGACCUCGGCUCCUACUGCACCCGCGGGAACCAGCUGUGCUCCCAGCUGUCAGAGGUGGUGCGCAAGACGGCAGAGGGAGAGUUUCCCAGCGUGGAUGACAUGACUGUGGCCGAGCGAGCCCUCCACGAGAUGAGGGCUCUGAUCCGGCUGAUGCAGGAGGACGUCGCCAAGGCUCAAGAGAAGAAGAAGAAGGACGAGGAUGAGGAGGAGCAGCGCAGGCAGCGGGAGCAGCUGCAGGCGCAGCAGGAGGCGCAGAAGAAGGCGGCGGAGUCGGCCAAAGAGAAGGCCAAGAGGAAAGGUCUGCAGAACAGCGCUGAAGACGGCACACUGAAGUGGUACAAGGAGCUGCAGCAGUCGGCUGCUCAGUGCGCUCAGUCAUUCGAGCAACUCCACGCUGCUAAAGACGCUCAGACCAAGAAGCUGAAGCUGGAGCUGCAGAAAGCCGCCAGCAUCCCCGUCAGUCAGAUCUCCAGCAACUCCGGAUCGCAGCUCCGAGAAAUCUUCGACAAGAUCGACAAGCUGCUGUCGGGACGCGCCGUGGUGUCGGGGGGGCGGAACAUCUCCACCUCCCAGCAUCCUCAGGGGCUCGACUUCGUCAGCUUCAAGCUGGCGGAGAAGUUUGUGAAACAAGGAGAGGAGGAGGUGGCGUCUCACCACGAAGCCGCGUUCCCCAUCGCCGUGGUGGCGUCCGGCGUGUGGGAGCUGCACCCUCGGGUGGGAGAGCUCAUCCUCGCUCACCUGCACAGGAAGUGUCCGUACGCCGUCCCUCACUACCCGCCCAUGAAGGACGGCACGGCCGUGGAGGAGUACCAGAGGAUUCUCGGUUACCGCGUGGACGACUCCGGGGUCGAAGGUCAGGACAGUUUCCUGAAGAGGAUGUCGGGGAUGAUCCGGCUCUACGCCGCCGUCAUCCAGCUGAGGUGGCCCUACGGCUCCAAGCAGGCGGCCGCUCCUCACGGGCUGAACAACGGCUGGCGUUGGUUGGCUCAGAUGCUCAACAUGGAGCCUCUGGCCGACAUCACGGCGACGCUGCUGUUCGACUUUCUGGAGGUCUGUGGGAACGCUUUGAUGAAACAGUAUCAGAGCCAGUUCUGGAAGCUCAUCCUGCUGCUCAAAGAGGAAUACUUCCCGAGGAUUGAAGCGGUGACCAGCAGUGGACAGAUGGGCUCAGUCAUCAGACUCAGACAGUUUCUAGAGACGUCGCUGCAGAGCCGACAGAUCCGUCCGCCUAAAGGCCAGCUGAGCUCCAUGUUCUGGGGCUCGUGAUGGAGGAAGAGGAGCCGCCAUGUUGGAUGUAGCGGCGUGACGCUGUACAGGACUGAAUGAAGGGGGGGGGGGGGGGACGUAGACUGUGGAGGGGGACUUUAGUCGGUAAUCGGGGAAGAGAAGUUGAAGCUCAUGAACUUCAGUCUUUAACUGGACGUCUCUCAGAACUCAACAUGUUUGGAAGAAGUUUUUUUUUUUUAACGCUUCUAAACCUUCAACAUCUGUUCAGAGUUUUUUCUGCUUCUUCCAGCUUCAGAAUGUACUUCAUCGAGGUCUUCACCAUGAGGUGUUGCUGUGAUUGUUUGGAUGUAAAUGUUCAGGAUCAUAGUGUUGAAGCUGUUUUAACAGUUGUCACUAGUUAAGAAGAGCUCUGACUAUACUCACUCUCUGCCGUCUGUUUUUAGUUCAACAGUCGCUGCUCAGACUGUUGGAACGAUUUUAACUUUUGUCUUUAUGAAUCCACCAUGUGGAGCAAAGACUUGUGGGUCAGAUGAGCUGUUGAAUCAUCGUGAAGUAAGAUUAUAUUUAUCAAGAGGAGUUUAACUGCUGAAGCGCGUCAGUCGCUAUUGUUCCAAAACACUAAAGAUUUGAUCAUAAAUCUGAGUUUGUGGAGCAGAGGUCUGAAUAUAAUGUGGAUUAUUAGUGUUAAUAGAAUGAUCGUCUCCAUCUGUGAACCAAAUGUCUGAAAUAAAACCUCGUCAGCAGUUUA